GGAGAUGGUUGGAUUCAAAGUAUCAGAUGAGCAACAACAUCACGUUAUUUGUAGGGAGUGCAAUAAACAAGUUACAGCCAGGGGUGGAAGCACUACAAAUCUUUUUCACCACCUAAAACAGUGGCACAAACCCGAAACAAAGCUCACUGCAAACUUCAUUUUCCCGCAGUGUGCCUUAUGAAAAGAAAAGUGUCAAGUGGUGUCCUAUCACAUUGCUAAAGAUAUGGUCCCCGUUGCAACUGUGGAACAAGUCGGAUUCCAAAAGCUACUGAAAACUAUGGACCCGAGAUAUGAGUUUCCCAGUCGCAACUACUUUGCACGAGAAGCACUGCCACAAAUGUACACUGAAAUCAGACAGAGCCUUGCUGACCGGCUCGCUAACGUGACCCAUUUUGCGUUGACCAGCGAUAUGUGGUCAAGCAGGACGUGUGAGCCUUACAUGAGCGUGACAGUUCACUUCAUUCAAGACUGGGAGAUGAAAACAGCGUGUCUGCAAACAAGUUAUUUCCCCCAGGAUCACACCGGUGAGCACAUAGCUGAGGCCCUGCAGGACGCAAUUGCAAGCUGGAAACUCCACGAAAAGUAUCUGGUUGCUAUAACAACCGACAACGGGAGCAACAUCGUCAAAGCGGUUGAGCUGAACGAGUGGUUGAGGAUGUAGUGCUUCGGUCACAGAUUGCACUUGGCUAUUGGUGAGUGCAGUGUUGUAAGGAGUAUUCAGAUAUUUUACUUUAAUCAAAAACAUAUUAAAAUGUUAGUUUUUCCUUAUUUUCCUUUGUGUGUCUGUCUGCAACUUUGUGUUUUAUGCUGCUGUCUUGGCCAGGUGUCCGUUGAAAUGCAGUAUGUAUUGUUAAAUGGUUAAUAAAACACAAAACUUAAAGUGCUAAAUGUAAAAUCAUUUACAAUACAGAAUGCUAGAUUUCAGAACCAUAUUUAUUAGGUUUCCGUUAUUGGAUAAGAAUUAGUGAUGCAUUGAUGUAUUUACCACUUUAAUGUUACAGCUGGUAAAGGUGAGGUAAUUAUGACUUUAAAAUGCUGGUUAGCCUGUUGUUAUCAUCAAGGUAACAUAUAUUUAGCUAUUAUGAUAGACUAUAGUUUUUUCUCUGGAUUGAAAAUAGCAAACUGCAAAGUAACUAGAAACUAAUGUUGACACAUAUGCCUAAACAACAUUGUGGAGUUUUUAGUGGAGUAGAAAUAUGAAGUAGCAUUAAAAAAAUAGCAUAAAUAUUAAAUACUAAGAACAACAAGAAGAACGGAACACGAGUAAAUGUACAUACAGUUUAGUCAUCAUUUAUAAAUUAUACAAAGAUAAUAAUACAUAAAAAUCACUUACAUGAUUAAAAUUCAGAAAAAAAUAAUAUAAUAUUUGAUAUUUAUGAUUAGUACUGGUGUUGAUUAAAAAAAAUAAACUAUGAAACGAGAAAAUAAUAUUAAUGUAGAAUAUUUCUAAAGCUUGAUUUUGGAUUAGUUGUAUGAAUGUGUUAAAGUGAAACCAGAGUCAAAUUUCUCACAUAAGCACAUUUGUUUAAUAGUUUUUUAUGAUUCUGGCAGGACAUGGCAUGAAUGACAAGCGUUUCACCCGGGCCAUUUCUUUGUGCAAAAGAAUUGUAAGCUGUUUUUCAUACAGCUGGAAGAAAAGGAGACAUCUUGCUGAAGUCCAGAUUCAGCUGGGUCUGCCAAGUCACCAACUCAUAACAGAGUCUGCCACACGCUGGGGAUCCAGGCAGCAGAUGAUAGAGAGAGUCCUGGAGCAGGAAGGAGCACUGGCCAAAGUCCUGUCUAAUGACAAAAAGACCAGGCACCUUGUCCCUACCUGGCAGGACUUAGAGGUCCUAGAAGCAGUCCAAAAGGUCCUGAAACCUCUCCAGGAAUGUACUGAUGCUUUAUCAGGUGAGGAGUACGUCACUCUAUCAUAUGUGAAACCUGUGCUGCACCGUUUUAACGAAAGUCUCCUGGCAUGUGAAGAGGGUGAUAGCGAGCUUUGUAAAUCGAUCAAGACCAGCAUUGUUGAGUACCUCAACAGCAAAUAUUCUGACCCAGCCACUACUGACCUUUUGGAGAUGGCUUCAUUUGUAGAUCCUCGGUUCAGGGCCACCUACAUCCCAAGUGAAAAAGUCGAUGCAUUGAAGCACAGAGCUGUCUUGGAGGUGGAGACGCUACUGGCUGAUCAGAGCAGCUGUCAACCGCCUUGCCUAUGUGUGCCCACUGUGCCUGAGCCUGCAGAUGGAGAAGCAGCAGUAGCACCAAAAGCUAAGAGACUGGCAAGCUUCUUCAAGAAGCGCACAGCCACCACCACUGCACCAACCAAGAGGGAGGCUAUUGAAAAUGAACUGUCAAGUUACUUGCAGUCCGCAAGUGUGGAGAGUGACACUGAUCCUCUCAAGUGGUGGAAGGAUCAUGAAGUUUUCUUUCCAUCUCUGAGCCACCUGGCAAAAAAGUAUCUCUUGGUACCAGCUACCAGUUCACCCUCCGAAAGGGUUUUCAGCUGUAGUGGCAAUAUCGUGACCUGCCACAGAGCAUCUCUGAAGCCGGAUGCUGUUGACAGGCUGGUGUUUCUCGCACAAAAUCUUUAAACGAAGGAGGAUACGCUUGUCUGUCUUCUAAUGUCUACCUCAAAACAGCAUUACUGUUUAUCAUAGUAAAAAGAGUAAAAAGUAAAAGUAAAAAGAGGGGGAAAAUGUUUAUUGAGUUGAUAAUCUGUUUCUUGUGCAACUGGUUGAGACUGUUCAGAUAAGAAAUGGAGUUAACAAAAAGGAAAAGGUAAUCUCAAGCUGAUGUUUAAAAAAAAUGUUCUUAAACUGAGCACUUUAUUUUGUUCUUUCUUUAUAUGUAAAUGCUGCCCUUAAGUUACUAGGGUUUGUCAUAUUCUUUUGUAAUGUUUGUUAUUUGCAUCUCUGGAUUUGUUAGAAAGGAGAAUAAAAUCUGUUAUUGGAUUUUAAUAAGCCAUUUAUAGUUGUAAAACUAAAAAAUUUUGAUAUUGUACUUUUCUCAUAUAAAUAUUUUUUUUUUGGAAAAAGAUUGGCAUAUUUUAUUUUAUAGGCUAUUUUUAAGAUAUGUUUUUUAUUUAAAUGUGCACCUUAUGGAGCUUUGAUUUCAAAAAAGGUACUCCUGUCCUAUUGUUAUACAGUAUUUUUUUUUACAUUUUAUAGUUAUUUGAACAGCUGAGCAUUUAAUUAUGAACCAGGUGAAAAAACCUGUUUACUAUUUAUUCAUUUGAUUUUGCAACUGUUCACUGAAAUGGCUGGUUUCAAUAAAACUACUUGUGACAUCAUAUUUGGCUUUGACUUUGACUGAACAUUUGCUCUCACUUUGCGGAAAAAAUAUCGGGAUAUAUAUCGUAUAUCGAUAUUCAGCCUAAAUAUAUCGGGAUAUGACUUUUUGUCCAUAUCACCCAGCCCUAAUAGUGACUGUACUCUACUCUAUACUCUAUUACUGUACUACGAUGCCAAGUAUUAUAGUUUGGGACAGAAACAGGCUGGUAGAAG
Messenger RNA from Siniperca chuatsi (mandarin fish), 3485 nucleotides. Its product is annotated as E3 SUMO-protein ligase ZBED1. The record is from RefSeq and is a predicted model, not a curated record. Bases 1539 to 2573 code for a protein of 344 amino acids. Gene Ontology annotation, molecular function: protein dimerization activity. Lineage: Eukaryota; Metazoa; Chordata; Actinopteri; Centrarchiformes; Sinipercidae. The transcript has a single exon.